AUGGCGCCGAUCAAGCGCAAGGGGAAUGCCCCCGAAGAAACGGCUACUCGUCAGCCGCAAAAGCGCGCGAAGGUUGGAGCAGAGGACCGCAAAACUGACUCCAAGCCCAAGGAUACCGCUCCUAAAGCUUCGGAGCUCUCUGUUCUCCGUGACGAUGAGCCGUCUUUCCCCCGUGGUGGCGGCAGCGUUUUGACUCCUUUGGAGCGCAAGCAAAUUCAGAUCCAGGCCAACAAGGAUGUUCUGUUUGAGCAGAAAGGUGCUAAGAAGCCCGUUCGCGAAUUUGCCGACGAUAACGACGACGACGAAGAUGAUGAAGAUGUGGAGAUGGAGGAUGCGGACACAGGUGCUACUGCCAAAAAGUCUCGAAAGAAGAAGUCAAAAGGCAAGAAGUCUACCGAUAAGGAAUCUUCUGAGAAGGAAGGUGUGCGAAUUGAGGGCCUCAGCUACAAGCGUAUUGUACCGGGAUCCAUGAUUCUCGGACAGGUUUCCAGCAUCACUGCCCACGACGUUGCUAUCUCUCUACCUAACAAUCUUGUUGGCUACGUUCCUCUCACUUCCGUUUCGAAGGUCCUGGACGACAAGAUCGAGAAACUUCUGAAUGAACAAGGAGAUGAUGACGACGAGGAGGACGACUCUGACGAUGAGAUUUUCGACCUUAAGGAGCAUUUCUAUAUCGGCCAGUAUCUCCGAACAUACGUUGUUUCCACCGGUACCGAAGCCACCGAAGCUGGAGGUCGUAGCAAGAAGCGCAUUGAGCUGUCCAUCGACCCCAGACAAGCCAAUACCGGACUCUCAAAAUCCGAUUUGGUCAUGGACUCGGCUGUCCAGGCUGCGGUUGUCAGUGUGGAGGACCAUGGUGUGGUUAUGGAUCUUGGCAUCGAAGGAUCCGAUCUGAAGGGUUUCAUGUCGUCCAAGGAAGUCGACCCUCGUGUGGAGUAUUCCAGCAUCAAGGAAGGCUCAGUCUUCCUCUGCAUGGUCACCGGUCAUAAUGCCAGCGGCAAUGUGGUCAAGCUCUCCUCCAAACUUCAGUCUUCCGCCUCGAUCAAGCACUCGCACUUCCUCAGCGCCGCGCCAACCAUCAACUCCUUCCUUCCCGGUGUUGCCGCUGAGAUUCUCUUGACCGAAGUCACCCCGAAUGGCAUGGCCGGAAAGAUCAUGGGAAUGCUCGACACUGUUGUUGAUGUGGUUCAGUCUGGUGCUGACGACGGCAAACUGGACCUGGAGCGCAAGUGGAAGAUGGGAGCCAAGAUCAAGGGCCGUAUUGUCUCCACCUUCCCCAACUCUGAGCCUUUCAAGAUUGGUUUCUCGAUGCUGGACCACGUUCUCAAGCUUUCCUCUGAUAGCCGUGGCCCUGGCUCAUCUGAUGAGGCACCUGCUGUCUCCGCGAUCGUCCCCGAGGUCACAGUUGUCAAGAUGGACUCCAGCGGCAUGGGUCUGUAUGUCCAGAUUGGCGAGACCAAGCACAUUGGAUUCGUGCACAUCUCCAGACUUUCAGAUGGCAAGGUUGAGUCCAUCUCACCCGAGUCGGGUGCUUUUAAGAUCGGAUCUACUCACGAAGCCCGUGUUGUGGGAUACAAUAUGAUCGAUAACCUUUACCUUCUCUCCUUCGAGCAGUCGGUCAUUGAGCAGCCAUUCUUGCGCCUUGAGGAUGUCAAUGUUGGAGCUAUUGUUAAGGGAAAGGUCGAGAAGCUGUUGAUCGGUGCCACUGGAAUGGACGGUCUCAUUGUUAGCCUGGCAGACGGUAUCACUGGACUGGUCCCUUCGAUGCACUUUGCAGACACUCAACUCCAGUUCCCCGAGAAGAAGUUCCGUGUGGGUCAGAAGAUUUCCGCCAGAAUUCUUUCUGUGAACCUCGAUAAGCGUCAGAUUCGUUUGACCCUGAAGAAGAGUCUGUUGAACAGCGAAUCCGCUAUUUGGAAUGACUACAAGGACAUCGUGGCUGGUGCCCAGUCUCCCGGUACUAUUGUCAACCUUCAGCCUCACGGUGCUGUUGUUCAGUUCUACGGCACCAUCCGCGGCUUCCUCCCUGUUUCCGAGAUGAGCUCGGCUUAUAUCAAGGAUCCCGCCGAGCACUUCCGCCUGGGCCAGGUUGUCAACGUGCACGCCCUGAGCGUGGAUGCCCCCCAGGGCCGACUUGCCGUCUCUUGCAAGGACCCGUCGACCUUUACUGAGAAGUACGGCCAGGCUUUCGAGGAUAUUCAACCCGGCUUGCUUGUCUCUGCAUCUGUCUUUGAGAAGUCUGGUGAUGACCUGCUCCUCAAGCUCGAGGAUUCCGACCUGGUCGCCCGUCUCGAUAUUUCGCACAUUAUCGAUGGUUCCCCCUCAAAGCAGAGCUCGACUCUGUCUAAGAUUCGUGUUGGCCAGAAGCUGAAUGAGCUUUUGGUUCUGGACACCCAGCGCGCUCAUCGCCUUAUCCGCGUUUCCAGCCGAGCCAGUCUGAAGAAGGCCGCUAAGCAGGGACACAUGCCCAGCAAGUUCGAGGAUGUCCAGGAGGGUGCCAAGGUGACUGGCUUCGUUCGCAACAUUACCCCCGCGGGAAUUUUCGUCGAAUUCCUAGGUGGCUUGACUGGUCUCGUUCCCAAGCGUCUUAUCGAUGAUGCCAACCUUGAUCAGUCCCAGUUCGGAGUCUCGAAGGGAUCAAACAUUACCGUCCGUGUUCACGAGGUUGACACUGACUUCAAGCGUUUCAUUCUGAGCCAGAAGGCUGCCGAGACUACCAGUGCUACUUCUAAGAAGACCAAAGAGCCUGUUCAGACUAACGAUACCCUUGCCAACCCCGUGGAUGAAGACCUCAAGACCAUGUCCGACCUCGCCUUUGGCCGGGUCGUCCAGUGCAAGGUCGUUUCCGUCAAGGCUACUCAAGUCAAUGUGCAGCUGGCAGACAACAUCCAGGGCCGUAUCGACGUCUCCGAGAUCUUCGACAAGUGGGAAGACCUCAAGGACCGCAAGCAGCCCCUCCGAUUCUUCAAGGCCAAGCAGGUUCUUUCCGCCAGAAUUCUCGGUGUCCAUGACGCCCGUAACCACAAGUUCCUGCCCAUCUCCCACCGUAGCGGCAAGUACCCCGUCUUCGAACUUUCCCUCAAGCCCAGCUUCAUCAAGGCUGCUCAACCCGAGCCUCUCAACAUGGAUCAGGUCAAGGUUGGCACUUCGUGGAUGGGCUUUGUCAACAACGUUGCCGACGACUGCCUCUGGAUCAACCUCUCCCCCAACGUCCGCGGCAGACUGCGCUUCAUGGAUGCGUCCGAUGAUCUGUCUCUCCUGACCGACGUUGAGAAGAACUUCCCUAUUGGUUCCGCGCUCAAGGUCCAGGUCACUGCUGUCAACGUUGAGAAGGGUCACCUGGAUCUCUCCGCUAAGCAGGGCUUCGACAAGCUCUCCUUCGGAGAUGUCUCAGUUGGCAUGAUCCUGCCUGGCCGCGUGACCAAGAUCACUGAGAAGCAGAUCAUCAUGCAGCUUGGCGAGGCUCUCGUCGGUGCUGUCAACUUGAUCGACAUGGCCGAUGAUUACUCCAAGGCCAACCCGACUGUCUACCACAAGAACGAGGUCCUGCGUGCGUACGUCAUUGCUGUCGACCCAGCCAACAAGAAGAUCUCCUUGUCACUCCGUCCCUCCAAGGUUCUGAGCUCAUCCCUCCUCGUGCAGGAUCGUGAGAUCGCCUCCAUCAAGGAGAUCAAGCCCAAUGAUGUGAUCCGCGGAUUCAUCAAGCGCAUUACUGACGCUGGUCUCUUCGUCGCCGUUGGUCACGAUGUUACUGCCUACGUUCGUGUCUCUGACCUGUCCGACUCUUACCUCAAGGAGUGGAAGGACUCUUUCCAGGCCGAUCAACUGGUCAAGGGUCGCGUCACCCUGGUUGAUGCGGAGCAGAACAAGCUACAGAUGAGCUUGAAGGACUCUGUUCUCGACCCCAACUUCAAGGCCCCGAUUACUCUUCGGGAUCUCAAGGUCGGUCAGAUUGUGACCGGUAAGGUCCGCAAGGUCGAAGAAUUUGGUGCCUUCAUUGUCAUCGAUCGCUCUGCCAACGUUAGCGGUCUCUGCCACCGCAGCGAGAUGGCCGAGAAGCGCGUUGAGGAUGCACGCACCUUGUACGACGAGGGCGAUGCUGUCAAGGCCAAGAUUGUCAAGAUUGACUCUAAGGCUGGCAAGAUCUCGUUCUCAUUGAAGGCCUCGCACUUCAAGGACGAGGCGGACGAGGAGAGUGAGGACGAGGACAUGGAAGAUGAUGCUGGUGGUGUCGAGCUCGGCGAAGACGAGAGUGCUGAUGAGGACGACGAUGACGUCUCCAUGGGCGGCGUUGAAGUCGAGGCUGACAGCGAAGAGGAGGAAGAGGAUAGUGACGAUGACGAGUCCAUGAAUGGCGCUUCCAAGGACGGUGGUCUCGGCGCCAGCGGCUUCGACUGGAGCGGCAACGUUCAAGAUGAGGAAGCCGGUGCUGCCGACUCGGACAGCGACGAGGAUGAAGAUCAGAAGAAGAAAAAGAAGAAGAAGAGCAAGCCCGAGAUCCAGGUCGACCGCACCGGCGAUCUAGAUGCCCACGGCCCUCAGACUGUUGCUGAUUACGAGCGUCUGCUGCUGGGUGAGCCUGACUCUUCGCUGUUGUGGCUCCAGUACAUGGCCUUCCAGCUCGAGUUGGGUGAGGUGGAGAAGGCCCGGACUAUUGCCGAGCGUGCUCUCCGCACUAUCACCAUGGGCCAGGAUUCCGAGAAGCUGAACAUCUGGAUUGCUCUUCUGAACUUGGAGAACACCUACGGAAACGAUGAUAGCCUCGAGGAAGUGUUCAAGCGGGCUUGUCAGUACAAUGAGCCUCAGGAGAUGUACGAGCGGAUGAUCAGCAUCUACAUCCAGUCUGGCAAGACCGAGAAAGCGGAUGAGCUCUUCCAGACCGCCAUGAAGAAGAAGAUCUCUACCCAGUCGCCGAAGUUCUUCCUGAACUACGCCAGCUUCCUCUUCGAUACGAUGGCUGCUCCCGAUCGUGCUCGGGCCCUGCUGUCCCGUGCGCUGCAGUCGCUCCCGGCACACACUCACGUCGAGACGACCUCCAAGUUCGGCCAGCUCGAGUUCCGGUCUGCCAAUGGUGACAUCGAGCGUGGUCGCACCGUCUUCGAAGGCCUGCUGUCCUCGUUCCCUAAGCGCAUCGACCUGUGGAACGUGCUGAUCGAUCUGGAGAUGAAGGCCGGUGAUGCCGAGCAGGUUCGCCGCUUGUUCGAGCGGGUGCUUGGACUGCAGCACAAGAAGGGCUCCGUCACCGUGGACCCCAGCAAGAAGGUCAAGCCCAAGCAGGCCCGCUUCCUGUUCAAGAAGUGGCUGGCCUUUGAGGAGAAGCUAGCAGCGGCCGAGGGUGGAGAUGAGAAGAUGGUGGAGGAGACCAAGGCACGGGCGGCGGCCUAUGUCAAGUCUCUGCAGGAGGAGGAGGAGUAG
Penicillium cataractarum is the source of this 5415-nucleotide messenger RNA. RefSeq names its product putative rRNA biogenesis protein RRP5. Gene Ontology annotation, cellular component: small-subunit processome; nucleolus. The coding region runs from base 1 to 5415 and encodes 1804 amino acids. Gene Ontology annotation, biological process: rRNA processing. Gene Ontology annotation, molecular function: RNA binding; protein binding. Lineage: Eukaryota; Fungi; Ascomycota; Eurotiomycetes; Eurotiales; Aspergillaceae. The transcript is spliced from 3 exons. The record is from RefSeq and is a predicted model, not a curated record.